AUGAAGAGCGAGCCUACGUAUCCUCCAUAUGCGCCGAACCCUCACGCAGCGAAUCCUUAUAACGCGAAUCCCUACGCUCAGGCGCAUGCUGCCGCGCCACCUGCACCGUUGAACCAGCAGUACCGCUCGCAUGCUGCCCCAGCGUUCGCUCCAGCGCCCACCUAUGCUCAUGUGCAAGAGAGACCACAAUUUGCGACAUUCGACAGCCCCAGUAAGCCUGCCAAUGAGGAUGCACUGCCUGCCAUGCCGAGCUGGGGAGAUGCUCGCGACAGACAUGUCGAAGUCGAGGAACAGCCUGUGCCUGAGAAGAGGGGUGACAUGGAGAUGGACAGGCUGAAUCACAACGGCAGCGUGACAAACACAUCCAUGGCAGGCAUGGCCGCUGUUCCACGAAGGAGCCCUGUACCAACCAGAUCGCCUGUCUCGCCAGUAGACGGUUAUGGAUACAACCAGGGCUUCGAGAACGAGCCACUUGUAGGCGCAGCGCCACACCGCAGUCCGCAUGCCAGCCCCGCGCCAUACUCCAACGCAAGGCCAUACGUCCAGCAAGACGACUACAGGCGAGGUUCACCCGCACAGAACCUCUCGCCCGUCUACGGCGCAGGAGAAGGCUACGCCCGCAACCAGUCCUACGACCGCCACUCCCCCGCACCACAACAGCAACCCCACGAUCCCUACGACCACUACGACCAACACGACGCCCAGAGCGGCUACGCCUCCAUCCCGCCAUCCUACCACACCUCACCCCCACCCCCGGCCCAAAGCUACAACAACGCGCCAUACGACAACUUCGCCCCAGCACCAGCCCGGCAACGCACGCCAUCUCCAGAGUACUCGUACCCCCCAGAACCAGCACGAACACCUGAGCCAAUCGCGCAGCCGGUCAGUGCGUACCCCGGCCAGCGAUCGUACACGCCGCAGGCACAGAACUCGUACCCUGGCCAGCCAACGUACCAGGCGUUCAAUCCUGGGCAGACGGGGCCGCAGACGACGGGCGUGGCGAGGAAGGCCGUGGACGGGACGUAUCGUGAGAUUUAG
This is a messenger RNA of Parastagonospora nodorum SN15, 1038 nucleotides long. RefSeq lists its product as hypothetical. The coding region runs from base 1 to 1038 and encodes 345 amino acids. The record is from RefSeq and is a predicted model, not a curated record. The transcript has a single exon. NCBI's taxonomy places the organism in Eukaryota, Fungi, Ascomycota, Dothideomycetes, Pleosporales, Phaeosphaeriaceae.